Molecule: messenger RNA, 4144 nt
Organism: Callorhinchus milii (elephant shark)
Lineage: Eukaryota; Metazoa; Chordata; Chondrichthyes; Chimaeriformes; Callorhinchidae
Product: protocadherin-1-like
Exons: 4
Coding region: 521-4096 (1191 amino acids)
Biological process (GO): homophilic cell-cell adhesion
Cellular component (GO): plasma membrane
Molecular function (GO): calcium ion binding
Source: RefSeq, a predicted model, not a curated record
AAGGAAAUCUAUCUGUAGAUGUCGCCCUCUCUCGUUAAAAGGAGGGUCCUGUUUUGUGUGUGUGUGGGGGAGAGAGAGAGAAAAAAAUACUGCAACAGGUUUCCAGUGUAUAAACAUCACAGAGAGGGGGAGAGAGAGAGAGAGAGAGGAGAGAUCAGAGAGAGAAGCUAUAACACACAGCGUCAGAGAACAGGGAAGGUGUGCAGUAGCAAAGGAAUCUCUCUCUCUCUAUUUCUUUUUUCCCCCCUUCUCUCUCUCUCUCUCUCUGGUUGGCUUGGAUGCAGUUGACCAAACACAAGGGGGGUAUGUCCUGUGGUACCCCACAUCCCUGCUGAUGGAUUAAGGGGAGAAAGAGAGAGAGAGACACAGAGAGAGAGAGCUGUGUGUGUGUCUGUGGGAAAAAGAAGGGACGUUGGUUUAAAGGCAGCAGUUGAGGAGCAUCCAGUGGAAUGCGAUCCCAGUGUCCUUGCUGAAGCCCUCUCCGGUGUCACCGUUGGCGUGUGCGCUCGUGUGUCUCUCGAUGGAUCUGCGAUUGCUGCCGAUCGUGGUGUGGGUGUGGAUGUUGGCCCUGGGUUCUCUGUGCCUGGCCAAGAACAUGGACAGGUACCCCUUCCCGGAGGAGCAGCCCCCCAACACCCGCAUCUGGAGCCCCGAGGAGCAGCUGGGAAUGGAGAAGACCAACCGCCUGUUCAAGCUGGAGGUGGGGGCGCCAUUCCUGCGGGUGGAUGAAACCACAGGGACCCUGUACACCACGGAGACCCCCAUCGACCGGGAGAACAUGACGUGCAAGUUGUUCUCCUCCGAGUGUCUGCUGGAGUUCGAGAUCUCGGUGACGGACACCCUGCACACCCUCCCGCCCAUCUUGGUGGAGGGCAAGAUCCUGGUGGAGGACAUCAACGAUAACACGCCCAGUUUUGCCAACCCCGUGCUUCACCUCCGCAUCCCCGAGCACAUCAACGUGGGUACGGUCUUCAACAUCCAGACCGCCACCGACCGAGACUCCGGCACCAACGGUGUGGCCAGCUACGAGCUGCUGGGUACCGAGGCCCACGGCCUCUUCAGCCUCCAGGUGGCCGAGGAACACGACGAGAAGGUCCCUCAGCUAAUUGUGACCGGCCACCUGGACCGGGAGCAGAGGGACUCCUACGACUUGACCAUCAGGGUGGAGGACGGAGGGGAACCUCCCAGGGCCAGCACCGCCAUCUUGAGGGUCACGGUCCUGGACAUCAACGACAAUGCCCCUAAGUUCGACCGCUCGUCCUAUGAGGGCUCGGUGGAGGAGAACAGCCCGGCCGGCACCUCGGUGCUCCAGGUCCACGCCAGCGACUCGGAUGUGGGCACCAACUCCCAGAUCGAGUACACCAUCUCCUCGGCCGUGGCUCCCGCCCUGCGCCGAGUCCUCAGGCUGGACAGGGACACGGGCUGGAUCACGGUGGUGGGCCUGGUGGAUCGGGAGGACAUCAGCCAGUUCCGUUUCACCGUCUACGCCCGGGACAAGGGAGCCAUCCCCAAGGAAGACCGAGCCACCGUGGUCAUCACAGUCAGGGACAAGAACGACAACGCCCCCAUCAUUGAGAUUAGGGGCAUCGGGCUGGUGACCCACAGGGGCGGAGUGGCCAAUAUCUCAGAGGACGUCCCUGUGGACACGCCGGUGGCACUGGUCCAGGUGUCGGACCGGGACGAAGGGGAGAAUGGGGCGGUCACCUGCAUCGUGGCCGGCGACGUCCCCUUCCAGCUGAAGCCGGCCGGCGAGUCCAGCGACGAGAAGCGCAAGAAGUUCUUCCUGCAGACCACGGCCCCCCUGGACUUCGAGGGGGUCAAGGAGCACGUGAUCGAGAUCGUGGCUGUGGACACGGGGAACCCGCCGCUGUCCAACACCAACUCGCUGAGGGUCCGGGUGCUGGACGUCAACGACAAUGCCCCCAUCUUCAGCCAGAGGCUGACCGAGGUCUCCAUCCUCGAGAACAACCUGCCCCAUACCAGCCUGGUGAGGGUGGAGGCCGCGGACGCCGACAGUGGCAGCAACGCCCAGCUGACCUACUCGUUGAGUCUGGAACCCGAGAUUCAGCACCUGUUCACCAUCGACCCGGACACGGGCGAGAUCCGGGUCAGUGGGGCGCUGGACCGGGAGGAGCGGGAGCGCUACCGGUUCGGGGUGGUGGCGGCCGACAAGGGCACGCCCAGCCUGAAGGGCAGCGCCACGGUGGCGGUCACAGUGCUGGACCAGAACGACGUUGACCCCCGCUUCAUGCUCAACAGCUACAGCUUCUCGGUCAGGGAGAACUUGCCGGCCUCCAGCCCCGUGGGCAUGGUGACCGUGUCGGACGCUGACAAGGGGGAGAACGCCCAGGUCACCCUCCACGUGGAGCCCGACCACGGCGAGUUCGAGAUCCAGAAUGGCACCGGCACCAUCCUCUCCCGGGUCUCCUUCGACCGGGAGCAGCAGAGCACCUACACCUUCCGGCUGCGGGCGGUGGACGGCGGCCGCCCUCCCCGCUCCGCCUACGUGAGCGUGACCAUCAACGUCCUGGACGAGAACGACAACACCCCCGUGGUGACCCGGCCUUCCAAUUCGUCCUUCAAGCUGCUCACCCCACUGGUCAAGGCGGGCACGCCGGUGGAGGAGGUCGAGGCUGAAGACAUGGACAUCGGUGGCAACGCCAACUUGACCUACAGCAUCGCCGGGGGCAACCCCUUCGGCCUCUUCCACAUCUCGCCCCGGGGCAGCAUCACUCUGGAGAAGGAGCUGAGCCGGAGGCAUUACGGGCUCCAUCGGGUGGUGGUCAGGGUGAAGGACGGAGGGACUCCGGCCCGCUACGCCACGGCGCUGGUCCACAUCUUCGUGAACGACACGCUGGGCAACGUGACCCAGGUGGAGAGCUUGGUGGGCCACAGCCUGAACACUCCGCUCAACGUGGACAUCGCCGGGGACCCGGAGUACGAGAAGAGCAAGCAGAGGAGCAACAUUCUGUUCGGGGUGAUCGCUGGGAUUAUGGCGGUUCUCUUGGUCAUCGUGUUGGUGGUCGUGCUCCGUUACUGCAGGCAGAGGGAGGCCAAGAGCGGCUACCAGGCGGGCAAGAAGGAGACCAAGGACCUCUACGCCCCCAAGCAGACCGGCAAGAAUGUCAAGAGCAAAGCCAAGAAGGCCAACAAGCCGGCCAAGCUGCCCAAACCGCUGGACGAGGAGGUGGCCGGGAACCAGAGGGCACUGAAGUUCAACUUGAUCGACGAGGCCUCGGGGGACAGUCCGAGGAUCCAUCUCCCGCUCAACUGUAACCCGGGCAGUCCCGACCUGGGCAGACACUACAGGUCCAACUCUCCCCUGCCCUCCAUCCAGCUCCACGCCCAGUCCCCCACCGCGGGCAAAAAACACCAGGUGGUGCAAGAUCUCCCGGCCACCAACACCUUCGUGGGCACCGGCGACAGUAACUCCACCGGCUCCGACCAGUAUUCGGAUUAUAGCUACAAGACCAGCGCCCCCAAGUGCAGCAAGCAGGCGUCUCACAGACGAGUGACCUUCUCGACGGCCAGCCAGCCCCAGGACGUGCCAGACCCCUCACAGCACAGCUGCUAUGACAGCGGCCUGGAGGAGUCUGAGACCCCCAGCAGCAAGUCCUCCUCCGGGCCCCGGCUCGGGCCCCUCGCUCUCCCCGAGGACCACUACGAGAGGACCACCCCCGAUGGCAGCAUCGGCGAGAUCGAGCACCCCGAGAACGAUCUCAGACCGCUCCCUGACGUGGCUAUGACUGGGAACUGCACGCGGGAAUGUUCGGAGUUCGGACACUCGGACGCUUGCUGGAUGCCCGGCCAGUUGUCCCCCAACAAGAAGCAGAAGAACGCCCCCAAACUGUCCACUUUCGUGCCUUACCAGGAGCGGGCGGGGCAGGAGCGACCGGCCGGUGGCAGCCCCCGGCUAGUGGACGAGCGAAAAGCCAAGGUGGCCAACAUUCGUCUGAUCCCCACGUACAGUGCCUUCUCCAACCACGAGCCGGGACCGGACUGCGCUCUCGAGGAAAUCCCUCUCACACAAACCACGGACUUCCAGCACACUCCGCCCAGCGGCUCCCAAAACUCCAAGCGGGAGAUCUACCUGUGAGGGGGAGGUGGCGGAGAAAGGGAAGAAAGGACGGAGAGAAGGAAGAGG